Thalassophryne amazonica is the source of this 3770-nucleotide messenger RNA. RefSeq names its product mitogen-activated protein kinase kinase kinase 12 (gene map3k12). NCBI's taxonomy places the organism in Eukaryota, Metazoa, Chordata, Actinopteri, Batrachoidiformes, Batrachoididae. The record is from RefSeq and is a predicted model, not a curated record. Gene Ontology annotation, molecular function: JUN kinase kinase kinase activity; ATP binding. Gene Ontology annotation, biological process: JNK cascade; protein autophosphorylation.
AGCCGAGCCCACCCCCUUCCACUUGACAACGCGACACCGAGCAGGCAGAAAGGUUAACUUCUCGUCUUCUUCUCCUCCACCCACCCUAACCUGCUGUGUUGGGGAAACCCCUGAUGAGUGGGACCUGUAUCCAUGAGCCCCGUGCCCCUUCCCCCUCCCUGUCAGGCUUCAGCACCCCCAUCUCAGAGCCGCCCUAUCGAAGACUCGAUGGAGACACCCCUGCCUGUACUCCUGAAACUGACCUGACCCCCACACAGUGUGUCCUUCGUAACGUGCUGUCCAUUGACACCAGUGGACAGGGGGUGCCAGGCAGGAGCAGCCCCACCCCCAGCGAUGGGCCCUCAGCCCACUUUGACAACAGUGUGCUAAAACUACAUGAACAUGAGGCCUGCCAGUGCGGCGGCGGAGCCGAGGCAGGGCACAGCCCAGAGGCCGGUGUCGUUCGGAGCCAUUCGGAUAACAUUCGACUACAAAGUGGGAGCGGAGGCUUUUUGGAGGGACUAUUUGGUUGCUUAAAACCAGUCUGGACAAUGAUCGGAAAGGCCUACUCCACUGAACACAAACACAGCCAAGAAGAAUCCUGGGAGGUUCCCUUUGAGGAAAUCUCCGACCUACAGUGGGUGGGCAGCGGGGCACAGGGGGCCGUCUUCCUCGGCAAGUUCCACGGCGAGGACGUGGCUGUGAAGAAAGUACGGGACAUCAAGGAGACGGAGAUCAAGCACCUCCGGAACUCAAGCACCCCAACAUCAUCACGUUUCAAGGGUGUGUGCACACAAGCUCCUUGUUACUGUAUCUUGAUGGAAUAUUGUGCCCAAGGCCAACUGUAUGAGGUGCUGAGGGCUGGACGUAAAAUCACCCCUUCCCUCCUUGGCGACUGGUCCAUGGAUGCAGGUGGAAUGAACUAUCUUCACCUCCAUAAAAUUAUCCACAGAGACCUCAAGUCCCCCAACAUGCUGAUCACACACGAUGACCUGGUAAAGAUCUCAGAUUUUGGCACCUCAAAGGAGCUCAGCGACAAAAGUACUAAGAUGUCAUUUGCUGGAACUGUGGCCUGGAUGGCUCCUGAAGUCAUUCGGAAUGAGCCAGUGUCAGAAAAGGUGGAUAUCUGGUCUUUUGGAGUAGUGCUGUGGGAGAUGCUGACUGGAGAGAUUCCUUAUAAGGACGUGGAUUCAUCUGCCAUCAUCUGGGGUGUUGGAAACAACAGUCUGCAGCUUCCAGUACCUGAGAGCUGCCCUGAUGGAUUCAAGAUACUUCUCAGACAGUGCUGGAACUGUAAACCCAGGAACAGGCCUUCUUUUCGGCAGAUCCUGCUUCACCUGGAUAUAGCAUCAGCCGACGUGCUCUCCACUCCACAGGAGACGUACUUCAAGUCUCAGGCUGAAUGGCGAGAAGAGGUGAAGCAGCACUUUGAGAAGAUUAAAUCUGAAGGCACUUGCUUGCACCGGCUUGAUGAGGAACUGAUCAACCGGCGCCGAGAGGAGCUCAGGCACGCUCUGGAUAUUCGGGAGCACUAUGAGAGAAAACUGGAGAGGGCGAACAACCUUUACAUGGAGCUCAGCGCUGUCAUGCUGCAGCUGGAGCUCAAAGAGAAAGAGCUGCAGCGGAGGAGAACAGUCCUUGGAUAAGAAUAUCCAGGUCUGUUCAAGCACCACAGCUCCAGACAGAACAACUCCUCCAACUCCAUGGACAAACUCAUCAAGAAGAGAAAUGUCCCUCAGAAGCUGCCCUCAGGAAAGAAGACCUGACAUCCUAAAACGGAGGUGAUAAUCCCCAAAAGGAUUCUUCUGUGAUGCAAGUCACAAUUCCCAGCCUGUCCAAACCGAAACUCCACUUCUCCCAGUCGCUCACGGAGGGUAAAGACGCAUCGUAAGCCUGGAAAGGGCAGCAGUGGAGAUCUAGCUGGACUAAAGGUGAACCAGGCCUCACCUAACACGGACACGAGUGCCCAGUCUAACAGCUCCACCACAAACACCUCCAAGCAGCUCCUGGAACCCUCCGCCGCCAUGGUGUCCCUCAGCCACGAGCAGCAGCAGAGGCAGCUAUCAUCCUAGCCCGACCUCAUCUGUACCACGUUAGAAGCAGAAGGUCAGGGAAAAGGGGAGACUUCUGUGAGUGGGCUGGAGAGAGGGGGGAGCCUCAGUGCUUCUGCAGGUUUAGGAGGAUCAGAAGCUGGGGGUGCUGGUUUGGAUGAUCUCACAGAAACUCCUCCACGCAGUGAUACUCCCAGCGAGGAUGCGGCAUCAUUUCCUUUCUCCAGCAGCCCGACAUCACCGUGUGGAAGGGGGGCAGCAGCUGGCCGGGUAUCCUUGAUCUCCACGCCUGCCCAUGACGGGGAGGACAAAGAGGAAGGAGCUGGUGCUGUCAGAUUGCCUCGAGGGGCAUCGGGAGGACUUGGCACUCAGCACCUCACACCUUCAGCCAUCCUAUACAGGGCAGCUAUCACACGCAAACAGAAGCGUGGAGUUUCAUCAGAAGAGGAGGAGGGUGAAGUUGACAGUGAGGUUGAGUUACCACGGAGAAGACGUCCGACCAGCAUCACAAAGUGUCAGUCGGUGUCCACAUUCAGCUCAGAGAACUUGUCAGUAUCAGACGGCGAGGAGGGACACACGACUGACCACUCUCACAGCGGCACUCCUGACGUGGUCAGCACCAACACAGAUGACAGGUUGGAUGACCGCAGUGACGACCUCCUCUCUCAGGGGUCAGAGAUCCCGGCGGAUAACACUGACCCUGCGCAGGUGUCCGAUGGCAUGUCGGAGAGAGAUGGCAUCCUGGGCCAGGCCAAAGCCCAGCUGGACGUAGGGCAGAAUCCAAAUGAGAGUCGGGCCCUGUGUGAUGAUUCUGACUGCGACAGCGCCGAGUUGGAUCAGUCUGGCAGCGGAGAGCCCAGCCGCCCCCCCAGCGCUGGUGCAUGGGUACCACCACCUCAACUGCCGGUUUACCAGGGGUCACCACAGGCGCCCUCUACAGGCCUUCCAUAGAUCAAUCAAAGACAUUGAGCCACCCUUUAGCGAACAACCAUCACGAGCAUCACCAACCUGUGCAGUUGCCACGAAGGAACGCACCGAGCGCACCACUCAGACAACAAUCUGGCAAGCUGUCACAUGAUUUGUUGGCUGGCAAACCAGGUGACACAGGACAUUUGUCGUAAUCUGAUGUCAGAUCUUUUGGCAGCUUGUGACAUUGGAUAAAUCUUUUAAGUUUAGGGUUUUUUUUUUUUUUAAGCAGUUACCAUGGUAACCUUUGCCGCUGCUUCAGUUCAGCGAAAAACCUUUAUACAGAUGCACAUGCACGCACAAGAUAACACUUGUUGUCCUUUAAACACUCUAACCCUCACUCGGGGAAAAAUCCUUACACUCGAUACACUAAUGCAUUAAAUACUAACCAAUAAUAAUGUAAAUAUUCAUUCCAUAAUGUGUAAGAAAUAUCAAAUUUUAUUUUAUUUGUAAGAUAAUAUGUAAAAUCUAAAUAGUAUGCAGCCCUAUGAACAAAAUGCAUGACUACAUGUUUAUAAUUUAUGCCUCGGAUGUGUCUGUUUUAUAUUUUGUGAAAGUUUACACUUUUUUAAACCUGAAAGUAUUACUUUUGUUUUGUUAUUAAAUGUCAACAGUCCCAGCAAAAAAGACAAAAUUAACCAAGACAUCAGUCAUGAUGCUUCAUUCGGGUUCUCAGUGGAGGUUUUUUUUUUUAAAAACCCUUCUACCAGUUUUCAAUAGUCAGGUCCAUAAGUAUUUGGACAGUGACAGUUUCUUCAUGACCACACUGAAGUC